CAACACCACCAACAAAUGGGCAAAGAAGGUUUUCCCCAACAACAGUACCUUGGCAAAGAGGUGCCGUAUAUGCAGUAUCCCCACUACAGGAAGGAGAUUCCCCAGAUGCCCAUGCACAAGGGCAAAGGCAAUGCUCAUAAAGGAGACGGCUAUAAUGGGGGCCAAGACAAAGGUCAGACAAUCCCUAGUGGCGCUGAGGGGAUUCCCCAAGGAGAGCCUGGCCCAGCCGGGCCACCUGGAGCUGAGGGACCCGCAGGACCUCCUGGACCUUCAGGGAAUGGACAGCCCGGACCCGAGGGACGACCAGGACCACUAGGUCCACCAGGGGGGGCUGGAAUUGGAAAACCAGGUUUGCCAGGACUUGCAGGCAAGCCAGGAGGAAGUGGUGAGCCUGGACCACAAGGAGAAAUGGGCCCUAGGGGUGAGGAAGGGCCAGCUGGGCAGACAGGGCCUCAGGGUCCCCCAGGACCACCUGGGCUGCCAGGAAUAGGUAAACCAGGGGGACAGGGAUUACCUGGCCAACCAGGUCUCAAGGGAGAGCCAGGUCACAAAGGGUUGCCAGGACUACCAGGAUUACCGGGACCCAAAGGAGACAAAGGGAUAGGCCAGCCAGGACAACCUGGUCACAAAGGGCUCCCAGGGACCCAAGGACCUGCUGGCCCAAGAGGGCUGCCUGGUUUUGGAAAACCUGGUUUGAAUGGGGCACCAGGGCCACUCGGACCAUCAGGAAAUAAAGGUCAUCCUGGGGAGCUAGGACCAGCUGGGCCACCUGGGGAAGGAGGACAGCCUGGCCCACCAGGUCUACCGGGUCAGGGAAAACCAGGUCAAAAUGGCCUGCCAGGACAGCCAGGCAUGCCAGGUGGGAAAGGUCAUUCAGGACCACCAGGUCUGCCAGGAAAGCCAGGACUUCCUGGAUUUGGUAAACCAGGGCUCCUAGGACCAAAAGGUGAUAAAGGUAUGGGUGGACAACCUGGACCUUCAGGACCAAAAGGAGAUAAAGGCUACGGGGGCCUGCCUGGUAUGCUUGGACCACCAGGACCAAAUGGUCCACCAGGUCCUCCUGGCCGUCUGGGAACCCCAGGUGGUUUAGGUGCACCUGGUCCUAAAGGAGAUUGUGGAGAAGUAGGACCUAACGGGCUUGGAGGAGACCAGGGUAACCCUGGUGCUUCUGGAAUACCUGGUAAGGAUGGUCUGCCUGGAAAUCGUGGAGAGCCAGGACCAAGAGGUCCACCAGGACCGGGUGGAGCGAAAGGAGAUGGAGGGCAUAAAGGUCUACCUGGUAACCCUGGAUCUCCAGGACUUCCCGGGCCAAAAGGACAAGGUGGAUUACCUGGUGCAGUGGGACCUCAAGGUCCUAAAGGAAUCCCUGGAAUGGAUGGCACUGCAGGACCAAUUGGGCCUUCUGGUCUCCCAGGUUCGAAAGGAGAUGGCGGUGUUCCUGGUCAACCAGGCAUUGCAGGUGAGGGAAAUCCAGGUAUUCCUGGUCCCAUAGGACCCCAAGGGAAAGAGGGGCCAUCAGGGCCAGCUGGACAACGAGGUCAGCCUGGCCUCCCUGGACCACCAGGCCCAACUGGUGCAUCGGGUCUGUCCCCUGAGUUCGCUGGAGUGCUCUCUCAAAUGGGCCCUGAACUAGAUGGUGUUAAGACUGGCGGCUAUGGAAAGAAGGGAAAGUAUGGAGGCAACAGGGCAGAAGCAAUGGGGGCCAGUGGGCUGGAAAUGCCAGCGUUCACAGCUUUAAUAACCACUCCCUUUCCACCUGUGGGCACUCCAGUCGUCUUCGACAAGCUCUUGUACAAUGGUCGCCAAAACUACAACCCGGAAACAGGAAUCUUCACCUGUGACAUGCCCGGCAUUUAUUACUUUGCCUACCACGUUCAUUGCAAAGGAGCUAAUGUCUGGGUGGCUUUGAUGAGGAACAAUGAGCCAGUGAUGUAUACAUAUGAUGAAUACAAAAAGGGUUUCUUAGAUCAAGCAUCAGGGAGUGCAGUACUACCUCUACAACCGGGGGACACUGUGUAUAUUCAGCUGCCCUCAGAUCAGGCCUCAGGACUUUAUGCUGGACAGUAUGUGCACUCCUCAUUCUCUGGAUAUUUGUUAUAUCCAAUGUGA
This is a messenger RNA of Trematomus bernacchii (emerald rockcod), 2109 nucleotides long. RefSeq names its product collagen, type VIII, alpha 1a (gene col8a1a). The coding region runs from base 16 to 2109 and encodes 697 amino acids. The record is from RefSeq and is a predicted model, not a curated record. Gene Ontology annotation, molecular function: protein binding. The transcript has 2 exons. Lineage: Eukaryota; Metazoa; Chordata; Actinopteri; Perciformes; Nototheniidae.